CAUUUCUCUGCCUUCUAGCUUGCAGUCGUAUCUCUAUCUUGCACCAGAAACACCUUAUUGACUAUGGACCCCCAGUACUACAGCGGACUUCAGGAGGUUCUGCAGACCCUGGUGUCUGCGACCGAUACCUCCACGAUCCAGCAGGCGACAAACAGCCUGAAGCAGCAGUUUUACAGCAAGCCAGUUAUCGCCAAGGACAACGAGCAGUGGCAGAUCCGCCAGCUGGCUGUGGUUGAGCUGCGCAAGCAGAUCACCGCGCAAUGGGACUCGGUCGAUGACGCGACUACCGAGCAGAUCCGCGAGAUGGUCUUGAAGAUGAUUGUCGAGGAGCAGAAUGACCUGACGCGCCACGGCCUGGCACGCGUCAUCUCGUCGAUUGCCAAGAUCGAUAUCCCGAACCAAAAGUGGGGUAACCUGAUCCAGUUCCUGUAUCAGUGCUGCCAGAGCAACGUCGCAGCCCAUCGUGAAAUUGGUGUCUAUACUAUCGCCGAUACGAUGAUUGAGCAUCUGGAGCACCUGUUUGGCCUGUUCUCCAAGCUCGUCAACGAUCCAGAGAGCCUGGUGGUCCAGGUCACCACUGUUGAGGCGCUGGGCAAGGUUGCCGAGUUCAUUGAGCCCGGAGAGCAGGUGGCGAUCAAGACCUUCCAGGGUCUGGUGCCCGCCAUGGCACAGGUGUUGCAAAAGUGCCUGGCGACUGGGGACGAGGACUCGGCGAGCAAGUGCUUCGAGGUCAUCAGCGUCGGCACCAACACCGAUCUUGAGGACACUCUGCGCAUCAUGGCCCUCAACUUUUUGGUGUGGACAGCUACCUACAAGCGCGGCCGCAUGCAGAAGCUCAAGAUCGUGCAGCCGCUGAUUGAGCAGAUGUUCCCUAUCACGACUGAGGAGGACCCAGUUGACACCGACGAGGAUUCGCCUUCCAGGGUUGCCCUACGUGUCCUGAACAUGCUGUCGACCAGCCUUCCACCGCAGCAAGUGUUCCCGACGGUGAUCAACCUCGUGCUCCAGUACAUGCAAAACGCUGACCCGAUGUUCCGCAAGGGCGCCAUGCUCAGUUUAGCCAUCACCAUCGACGGCUGUGUCGACUUUGUGCGCUCACAGACCGGUGACAUUGUUACUCUGAUCUGUGCCGGCUUGGGUGAUCCCCGACACGCGCGUGCGCCCGACGAGAUCGCCGAGUACCACCAAAAGCUUGUGCCCUUGAUCUUUGGCCUUCUGAACGACGGCACCAUGGAGAUUGUAAAGUACGCGUGCAGCGCGCUCGAGGCGAUUCUGGAGGGCCUGGGCGAAGCGAUCAAGCAGUACCUGCCGCAGCUGAUGGAGCGCCUUGUGGUGCUUCUGGACUCGGGCUCGAUUGAGGUCAAGCCGAUUGCGCUGGCGGCUAUUGGUAGCGCUGCGCACUCGUCAGGUGAGGACUUUGCGCCGUACUUUGACGAGGUCGUGAAGCGCGUCAAGCAGGCGAUGGCGCUGACCGGCGAUGAUGUCCUGGCUCUGCGCGGUGUCGCUACUGAUACGGCGGGCACGCUGGCCGAGGGCGUCGGCAAGGACGCGUUCCGCCCGCAUCUGGAGGAGACCAUGAAGCUGGCUCUUGAGGGCAUGGAGAUCGAGUCGUCCAACAUGCGUGACUGUGGCUUCUGCUACUUUGGCGUCAUGAGCAGGGUGUUCAAGGAUGAGUUCUCGCAGUACCUGCAGUUCAUUGCGCCCCAUCUGAUCCGCACGUUCAAGGCGGACGAGUCCUCGGCGUUUGGGUUCACCCAGACAUCCGAGGAUAUGGAUGAGGAGGAUGACGCUGACUUUAAUGUCAGCACCGCUAUUGCCGAUGAGAAGGAGGUUGCUGCAGAUGCCGCCGGCGAGCUGUUUGCCAGCACUGGCUCGGGCUUCCUGCCGUAUCUUGAGGCCACGACCAACGAGCUGAUUGAGCUGCUGGAUCACUACUCGGACAGCACGCGCAAGUCGGCGAUGAUUGCGCUCUUCACGUUCAUUCGCACCAUUAACAAGAUGUCGAAACCCGGAGCACGUGUGCCUGUCAGCAACGAAACCGCGAGCAUGAUCAAGAUAGUGCUGCCGCCAGUGCUCAAGAUGUGGGAGGACGAGGACGACAAGAUGGUCGUUGCCCAGCUCUGCAACGAGUUGCGCACAAUCAUGCAGGACGUCGGGCCCGCUGUUACUGUCGACUAUGCCGAGGAAAUCGCAAAGUACAUUCUGGAGAUCUUUGAGAAGAAGGCGCUGUGCCAGAUGGUCGACGAGGACGAUGAGGAGGAGGAGCUGGUUGAUGAGGAUGAGCUAGCCGAGCUUGAUUCGCUUCUUAUUGGAGCGGCCGCGGACUGCAUCGCCCAGUUUGCCAGCGUGUUUGGCGACCAGUUUGAGCCGAUCCUCGAUACGUUCCUGCCGCACAUUGCAGGCUAUGCGAAGCCCUCGUUUGGCGUCAGCGAGCGCGCCAUGGCGGUGGGCUGCCUGUCGGAGAUCGCAAAGAACAUGGGUCCCGCCAUUACUAAAUACGCUGAGACACUGUUCCCGAUCUUCAUGACUGGACUCCAGGACCCGGAGGCAGAGGUCCGCAGCAACUCUGCAUACGGUGUGGGUGUGCUGAUUGAGGCCGCGACAAUCGACGUGUCGCCGUACUUCAACGACGUGCUGAAGGCCGUGUACCCGCUGCUGCGUCAGUCGGGCAACCCGAACAACUCGAACGACAAUGCGGCCGGGUGUGUGGCGCGGCUGAUUGUCGAGAACGCCGAUGCAGUCCCGCUGGCUGACGUGCUGCCGGUUUGGAUCGCAGCCCUGCCCAUCAAGGGCGACCACCUGGAGGACAUUGCCGUAUAUGACGCCGUGUGCCACCUGCUGAAGAACAAGCGUGCCCAGGUCGAGCCGUUUUUGGGUGCGCUGACUCCUGUUCUCAAGAAGGCCAUGUCGGAUCCGGCCACGCUGAUGACCGACGAGAGCCGCCAGUACCUGUCGUCGCUGUGAAUCCGGCAAUUUUAACGAGCCGAGCGAUCCG
Messenger RNA from Linderina pennispora, 2995 nucleotides. Its product is annotated as ARM repeat-containing protein. NCBI's taxonomy places the organism in Eukaryota, Fungi, Kickxellomycota, Kickxellomycetes, Kickxellales, Kickxellaceae. Gene Ontology annotation, molecular function: nuclear import signal receptor activity; small GTPase binding. Gene Ontology annotation, cellular component: nucleus; cytoplasm. The coding region runs from base 64 to 2964 and encodes 966 amino acids. Gene Ontology annotation, biological process: protein import into nucleus. The record is from RefSeq and is a predicted model, not a curated record. The transcript is spliced from 15 exons.